AUGGCUCGCUUCGGAGACGAGUCCGCCCCGAGCACCGUGGACUCUGGGGACGGAGACGCGGAGCGCGGCGGCGGCGGCGGCCCCGGCGGCGACGCGCAGGACUGCGGGGCUUCGGCGGCGGCUGGAGGAGGAGGUGCCGACGGAUCGGGCGCGAUGACGGCGUCCAUGAAGCAAGCCAAGGCGCAGCGGGCCCGGACCAUGGCUCUGUACAACCCGGUGCCGCACCGGCAGAACUGCCUGACGGUCAACAGGUCGCUGUUCAUCUUCGCGGAGGACAACAUCAUCAGGAAGUACGCACGCCGAAUCAUCGAGUGGCCGCCAUUCGAGUACAUGAUCCUGGCCACCAUCACCGCCAACUGUGUGGUGUUGGCUCUGGAGCAGCACCUGCCUGGAGAGGACAAGACCCCCAUGGCCAAGAGACUGGAGAAAACGGAGCCGUACUUCAUUGGCAUCUUCUGCUUCGAGGCGGGCAUCAAGUUAUUGGCGCUGGGCUUUGUUUUCCACAAAGGCUCCUACCUGAGGAACGGUUGGAACGUCAUGGAUUUCAUCGUCGUGCUCAGCGGGAUCCUGGCAACGGCAGGCGCGCACAUGAACAUCCCCGUGGACCUUCGCACUCUGAGGGCCGUGCGAGUCUUAAGACCCCUCAAACUCGUCUCCGGCAUCCCCAGCCUGCAAAUUGUGCUCAAGUCCAUCAUGAAGGCCAUGAUCCCUCUGCUGCAGAUCGGCCUGCUCCUCUUCUUCGCCAUCCUCAUGUUCGCCAUCAUCGGUUUGGAGUUCUACAGCGGGAAGCUUCACCACACCUGCCUGCCGUCUGUCGACAUCCUCGACAAUGAAACGGUGGAUUCGUCCGAGUUGGCGUUCGCGUGUGGCGUGAGGAAGUGUCCGGAGCGGUACGACUGCAACGACACGUGGAUCGGCCCGAACGACGGCAUCACGCAGUUCGACAACAUCCUGUUCGCCGUCCUCACCGUCUUCCAGUGCAUCACCAUGGAGGGAUGGACGGCUGUUCUCUACAACACUAAUGAUGCACUGGGUCCCACGUGGAACUGGAUGUACUUCAUCCCACUCAUUAUCAUUGGCUCCUUCUUUGUUCUCAACCUGGUGCUGGGAGUCCUGUCUGGAGAGUUUGCCAAAGAGAGGGAACGGGUGGAGAACAGACGAGCCUUCAUGAAGCUGCGGAGGCAGCAGCAGGUGGAGCGCGAACUGAACGGCUACCGCGCCUGGAUAGACAGGGCAGAGGAAGUAAUGCUGGCAGAGGAGAACAAGAAUUCAGGGAGAUCAGCAUUAGAUGUGCUGAAGAGGGCGAGUAAGAAGACGGGCCCACGUCGAGGAGCCCCAGGCGAAGACAAGUACACGGAUAUGUCCACCGCCAGCAUGUCCCGCUCCAGGAUGAACUUCCGCAGCGGUCGGCGCGGUCCGGCCGCUUACCUGCGGCGCAAAGAGCGCAUGUUGCGCAUCUCCAUCCGCCGCAUGGUGAAGACUGACACGUUCUACCUGAUGGUGCUGAGCCUGGUGGCUCUCAACACCAUCUGCGUGGCCAUCGUGCACCACGACCAACCCGACUGGCUCACUAUCUUCCUCUACUAUGCAGAGUUUGUGUUCCUGGGGCUGUUCUUGGCUGAGAUGUUCCUGAAGAUGUACGGUUUGGGUUUCCGCCUCUACUUCCAUUCGUCUUUCAACUGCUUCGACUGUGGCGUUAUCGUGGGCAGCAUCUUCGAGGUGGUUUAUGGCUUCUUCAGGCCCGGUAUGUCGUUUGGCAUCAGCGUGCUCAGGGCGCUGAGACUUCUGAGGAUUUUCAAGAUCACCAAAUACUGGGCCUCUCUCAGGAACCUGGUUGUGUCGCUCAUGAGCUCCAUGAAGUCCAUCAUCAGCCUGCUUUUCUUGCUCUUCCUCUUCAUUGUGGUGUUUGCUCUGCUGGGGAUGCAGCUUUUCGGGGGACGGUUCAUCUUUGAAGAUUACACUCCCACCAACUUUGACACGUUUCCAGCUGCGGUCAUGACAGUGUUUCAGAUAUUAACGGGCGAAGACUGGAAUGAGGUGAUGUACAACGGGAUUCGCUCGCAAGGAGGCGUGCAGUACGGGAUGUGGUCGUCCAUCUACUUCAUCGUGCUCACGCUGUUUGGAAACUACACACUCCUCAAUGUCUUUUUGGCCAUCGCUGUGGAUAAUCUGGCCAAUGCGCAGGAACUGACGAAGGAUGAAGAGGAGGAAGAGGAGUUCUUCAACCAACGGUAUGCCAGAGGCAGAGAUGGCUUAAUAUCUGAUGGCAGAAGAAGACCCUACCUAUACAGGAAACGCGCUAUCCACCGAGGUCGACCUACGUUCCCCGACGAGGCGGACGGAGCGAUGGCAGCCGCGGAUGAGCAGCCCCUAAACAGCUCCAACGCCUUCGCCAACCGCCGUGAGAGACGGAGAAAAGUCAACAUGUCCGUGUGGGAGCAGAGGGCCAAUCAGCUGCGAAAACGCCGCCAGAUGGCUAGCAGGGAGGAGCUCUUCAGCGGCCCCGCCGAGGACACCAUCGAAACCCCCAGUACCCACCACGUGCCCGCGCUCUCCUCAGAAGCCAGCCCGGCUCACCUGCCCGAGUCCCCCGCGUCCGUGGGGAUGCCCUUACCUGAACCGCCAAUGUCCAUAACUAUCCCCAUACCUGAACCCCCGGUGGCCGAGCCUUUGGUCAACCUCUCUGAGGAGAAAACGGGUGGCGCUAACCACCGAACGACAGGCGGGGGCCGGCACAGAAUGGCCCGCAAGUUCAGACCCAGUCAAGGGCCAGAGGAAGGGGCCAGACACCGACGCCACCGUCACCGCGACACUCGUGCCGAGGCCAAGAGCCUGGACUGUACGCAUGCCCCACACGAUGUGCCGCUGGUCAAGCGCUCACUCAGUCAGGAGAGGAGGAUCCUGGACGAGAGGGAGGAGCAUGAGGAGAAAGCUGAGGCAGAGGGCCAGGUCCAGGACAAUUCUGGAAUGUGUAUCGUCAACCCGUAUGCAGACAUUGGAGAAGAUGGAAGGAUGUCCGAUAUUCCCGAACCUCCUCAGUGCGAGCGGCUUCUGGAUUGUCCAACCAUCCCAGUGGAGACGGCUCUGGAGGCCACGGAGUACACCGUAUGCACCCUUGAAGCUGAGAAAUGUUCGGGCUCCCUCCACCGCGACAAGUCCAAUCCAGAAAGAUGCGUGGCCAUUGAGAUGUCCGCACAACCGCUGCUGGAGUUGACACCCAUGACAGUGAACAGUAAAGAGUUGGAGGCCUAUCAUUCUGAGCAGAGAGACAAAGAGGAAGACACAGAAGAAGAGGAACCUCCUAUUCCUCCCAAACCUGUAGCUCCGGACAGUAUGUUCCUCUUCAAGGCCUCCAACCCGAUCAGAAGGAUUUGCCAUUACAUUGUCACCAUACGUUACUUCGAGAUGACCAUCCUACUCGUGAUUGUGGCGAGUAGCAUCGCGCUGGCCGCUGAAGACCCCGUGUCCACCAGUUCGGAAAGAAACAAGGUCCUGCGUUAUUUUGAUUAUGUCUUCACCGGGGUGUUUACCUUUGAAAUGAUCAUCAAGAUGAUCGAUCAGGGCCUCAUCCUGCACGACGGCUCCUACUUCCGAGACAUGUGGAACAUCCUGGACUUCAUCGUGGUGGUGGGGGCGCUCAUUGCCUUCGCUCUGACGAAUGUGAUGGGAAACAACAAAGGUCGUGACAUCAAGACCAUCAAGUCCCUUCGCGUUCUGAGAGUCCUGCGGCCGCUCAAGACCAUCAAGAGGCUUCCGAAACUCAAGGCCGUGUUCGACUGCGUGGUGACGUCCCUGAAGAACGUCUUCAACAUCCUCAUCGUGUACCAGCUCUUCAUGUUCAUCUUCGCCGUCAUCGCCGUGCAGCUCUUCAAGGGCAAGUUCUUCUACUGCACCGACAGCUCCAUGAACACGGAGAAGGAGUGCCAAGGCUACUACAUCGACUACACCAGAGACAAGAAGGAAGUGAAGAGGAGAGAGUGGAAGCGACACGAAUUCCACUACGACAACGUGUGCUGGGCCCUCCUCACUCUCUUCACCGUCUCCACCGGCGAGGGAUGGCCUCAGGUGUUGCAGCACUCAACCGACGUGACGGAGGAGAGCAUGGGGCCGAGUCGAGGGAACCGCAUGGAGAUGUCUGUUUUCUACGUGGUGUACUUUGUGGUCUUCCCCUUCUUCUUUGUCAACAUAUUCGUGGCUCUGAUCAUCAUCACCUUCCAGGAGCAGGGCGACAAGAUGAUUCAGGAGUGCAGUCUGGAGAAGAAUGAGAGGGCCUGCAUUGAUUUUACCAUCAGCGCCAAGCCCAUGACGCGCUACAUGCCCCAGAACAGGCAAACCUUCCAGUACAAGCUGUGGCACUUUGUGGCCUCGCCCUCUUUCGAGUACACCGUGCUGGUGAUGAUCGCCCUCAACACGGUGGUCCUCAUGAUGAAGUACCACUCGGCCCCCACAGCCUAUGACACUGUCCUGAAGCACCUCAACACAGCCUUCACCGUCCUCUUCUCCCUGGAGUGCAUUCUCAAGAUCAUGGCGUUUGGUUUUGUGAAUUAUUUCCGAGACACCUGGAAUAUUUUUGACUUUAUCACAGUGCUUGGCAGCAUCUCUGAGAUCGUUGUGGAUUUACAGUCGAUGAACAGCAUCAACAUGAGCUUCCUAAAGCUCUUCCGAACAGCCCGCUUGAUCAAGCUGCUGAGGCAGGGUUACACCAUUCGCAUCCUGCUAUGGACCUUCGUUCAGUCUUUCAAGGCACUUCCUUACGUCUGCCUGCUCAUCGCCAUGCUUUUCUUCAUAUACGCCAUCAUCGGAAUGCAGGUGUUUGGAAACAUCAAGCUGAAUGACGAGAGCCACAUCAAUCAGCACAACAACUUUAAGACUUUUUUCGGCGCGCUCAUGCUGCUUUUCAGGAGUGCGACGGGGGAGUCCUGGCAGGAGAUCAUGCUUUCCUGUCUGUCGGGUCAGGGGUGCGAGCCCGACCCAUCCAUCGCCCCCUUCACCUUGUCUCCGAACCACGAGGGGGGCUGCGGCACCGACUUUGCAUACUGCUACUUUGUCUCCUUCAUCUUCUUCAGCUCCUUCCUGAUGUUGAAUUUGUUCGUGGCUGUCAUUAUGGAUAACUUUGAGUACCUGACACGAGACUCCUCAAUCCUCGGACCGCAUCACCUGGACGAGUUUGUCAGGAUCUGGGGAGAAUACGAUCGUCUGGCAUGUGGGCGCAUCCACUACACCGCCAUGUAUGAGAUGUUAACACACAUGUCUCCUCCCCUGGGCCUGGGCAAAAAAUGCCCUGCCAAGAUCGCUUAUAAGAGGCUGGUGCUGAUGAACAUGCCGGUGGACGAGGACAUGACGGUGCACUUCACCUCCACGCUCUUGUCGCUCAUACGCACGGCACUGGACAUCAAAAUAGCCCGAGGUGGCGAGGACCGCAUCGCCUUGGAUGUGGAACUGCAAAAGGAGAUCAGCAUCAUCUGGCCCUACCUGCCCCAGAAGAACCUGGACCUUCUGGUUCCCAUCAACAAAGACACGGACAUGACGGUGGGGAAGAUCUACGCCUCCAUGAUGAUCAUGGACUACUUCAAGCAGAACAAGGCCAAGAAGCUGCGGCAACAGCUGGAAGCUCAGAAGAGCAACCUGAUCUUCAAGCGUCUGGAUGCGUCCACCCUCCCUGAGGACAUUCUGUCCAACGCGCAGCCUCUGGCCAUGAUGGCCCACAGCGCUGGAUCCGCCCUGACACGAGGGGGUUUUGUGGCCUUGAGUCCCAUUUCACCACAGGAGCUGUUUCUGCAGUCCAUAAACUCAGACACGGAUGCUGGUCAACAACAGAACCUGACGGAGGGUGCCGGUGGAUCAAUGAAGCGUUCCGCCUCUUCCGCAUCAGACCAGCACGUCAACGGUCUUUGGCCGGAAGAGAAAAGUCCCGAGCGCUUUUAUCGACCUCGUCACAAGAGCUACAAGGCGGCAGUGUCUCGGUCCGAGCACUGGCAGCGGGGCGAGCGGGACCGAGGCCGGUCCAAGGAGCGUUGCCACCUUCUCUCUCCGGGCGCGUCGCGCUGCAACUCGGAGGAGCGCAGCUUGCAGCCGUCGCGUUCCUCCAGCGUGGAGAGGACACGGCACCGAGACAAACAGGGUAACAGCUCAGACAGUCCCGUGCCCUCCACAUCGGAAUCCAGCACCCCCAGUGUCCGACGACCUUCAUCGCAGACCCCCACCCGCUCUCGUCCUCACAUCUCCUACUCACCGCUCGUGUGUCGCGCCGACCCUUCCGUCGGCGAGGACGACGAGACAGAGACCGCCGGGGGGGACCGGGAGGCCGUCGGCGACGAGCGAGGGGGCGAGGCGGGCCUGCACCCGUCGCCUCUACGGCGCUUCCCCUCCGAGCCCUUCCUGGCCUCGCAGGAAGAGGACCACAGCCCCGAUCCCACCGGCCCCAUGGAGACGUUGACCUUCGAGGCGGCCGUGGCCUGCAGCCUGGGACGCUCAAACACCGUCAGCUCUGCCCGCCCGCGCUUGCGGACCGGCUGGCAGGUCCCCAACGGACACUUUCGCAAGCGUCUGGCGCAGACGGCCUCAGUGGCGGGCAACGACCCGCUCAGCGACACCGAGGAGGAUGACCGCUGCUAGGGACAAAGACACAGCGACUCUUUGCUGUCAAUAUUUUAAAACACAAGCUGACAGCAACAAAGAAAAACUUCUUCCUGAAACUGUCCUUGCCAAUUCACAUCAAACAAUUACUAUUUAAAAAGCACAAAAAAAAAAAAAAAGCACAAAAAAAAAAAAAAAAAAAGGUCUACUUCCUGCCUUCUACUUGAUGAGAGAGGAACAAUUGUUCAUUGGAAGCAGCCACAGGAUGAAAGGAUAGUAAAGUGGGGUAAACACAUAUGAUUUUUGUUCAUAAAUAGUAAACGUAUUUAACAUUUAGAAUUGUCGGCCCCGACCGUUUUCCCAGCAGCUUGGGGAGAAAAUCCACUCAGCCCGAUUGUACAGUAGUUAACGCGUGUACCCUGCUUAAAAAUACAGUACUGGGCAAAAGUUGAAAUAGCGCAUUAGCCUCAUUUCACACAGCAACACGGUAUCCCACGACUUUGUUCUGCCGUGGUGCAUGGGCCUCGGAAAAACCUAUAACAUUUUGGUGAGGGUCUGGAUAAAGGUCCGGCUACUAUUUUCGACACAUUUUAAAGCAUCAAUGGAGCAGUCCACCCCCAAGAAUCAUAAUGGCACCUCCCGUCUGUUUGCCAUGCUCCGCGAACCAGAAGGCGGCCAAACUCACAAAUGGACAACAGAUUAAUUUUUUUGUUAGUUUCGUUUUUCAUUUUUGUUGGUUUUGGUGGAGGUUUAUGCUCAAUCUACUGACAUUGUACCAAUACAAUAUGGUCAUUAUAGCAUUUAUAAACAGGAAACCUAAUGGCGACCUCAGACUUUUCCACAGUACUGUACAAUGAAUCAAAUGAUAGCCAUUAGAUGAUUUAGUGUUGCUCAUUGCAGUGUUUAAGUUUAGUGUGAAUAUGUAACUACAUUUUCCUAUCAAUGACUUUUCUGUAAAUACAUUGUGACCAUCACAGCAUCCACACAAAGAAACUAACAACUUUUCCAAGUAUGGAUCACCGAACGACAGUAGUGCUGGAUUUUAUUUAUUUAUAUUUUUUAAAUACACUAUGAAUGGAUCUGCAUGGGGGGGGGGGGUCAUUUUUCCCCCCCCAUCUAAUUCAUUACUUGUGAGAUAAGAAUGCACCUGUAGAAUAAUAGAAAACACGCUUCUUUGUCAUUUCAACCAGCUAAAUUAACCUUUAAAAUCUUUCUUCUAUAUCAUUCCUGUUUAAUGUUUUUGCCAGUCGACAGACACCCUUUACAGAUGGGAGCAAUGUAAUCUAUCAGGAACACCAUCGACACUUUAUAUCAGUUGAUCAUUUUUUACCUUGUGAAUAUUCAAAAUAGAAACCAGUGCAGACAGUGACUGUAGAGACACAUCACUACACGUUUCUCUACUACUUACUAAUAAUGUACAGAGGCUCUUUGUAACGUUUAGGAGAAAAUAAAUAAAUCGUAAAAAGGCUGGUAAGCUUUAGAAGUCAAAGCUUUAUUUUGAAUGGUCGCUAAAGAUUUGCGUGUUUGUUCAAAUUGCCCGAACAAACACAAAUCUGUGACAAUCACGAACCCCACCCCCCCAAAAAAGAUUUGUUUCAUGAGU
Messenger RNA from Phycodurus eques (leafy seadragon), 8179 nucleotides. Its product is annotated as voltage-dependent R-type calcium channel subunit alpha-1E-like. Lineage: Eukaryota; Metazoa; Chordata; Actinopteri; Syngnathiformes; Syngnathidae. Bases 1 to 6615 code for a protein of 2204 amino acids. The transcript is spliced from 46 exons. Gene Ontology annotation, biological process: calcium ion import across plasma membrane; chemical synaptic transmission. The record is from RefSeq and is a predicted model, not a curated record. Gene Ontology annotation, cellular component: membrane; neuronal cell body; voltage-gated calcium channel complex. Gene Ontology annotation, molecular function: high voltage-gated calcium channel activity.